GGGCUUAAGGCGCCAGGGUUUCUGCUCCAAGCGUUCGAUGACUCGGAAAUUGGAGAGCGAGCAGCGGACAAAUUGCGAACAGAUCUGCGCAAAAGACGAGGACGGGAGUGCGGGAGGAUGUCACUUUGAGGUCGAAUGCCACUUGGAAUUUGGAGUGGAUUGAUUUGGCCGUCGGUUGCCUCGGUCCGUGUCUUCCACAGGCAGUCGAAGAAGAAGACGAAGAGAGGCUGUGUAAUUCUGGCAUGUCGUUCGCGGCUGCCGAUCACCGCCCGAUCGACAUGGAGCGCCUGUCAGUCUGUAAUUGUUGUGCAUAAGCCGCCGUUGUUUGUAGAAAGUGUGGUGGCCAGCAUCCAUGGCGGGUAAACUCGCACGCCGAUCGAACGCAUUGCUGUGCAGGAGAGUGCUCCACAGCACUCUGCUGUCCUCCUCUAGCUCCUGCACCGUGUUGCAGCCGGAGCUUAGGAUCGUCGUAAAUGUCAGCAGGGUUGACGACAGGCGUGUCAGUGGCGAUGUGAAUUCCGAUUUGAGCUCGAAGGAAUUCUUGCUCCGAGCAGAUGCAAAUUCUAAGUCAUCGGCGCAGGCACGGUGUCUUCUUUUUAGUAAUUCUCAGCUUGUCUGUAGACCCUUGUCAUCAUCAGCGUGGUCGUCGUCUUUGCGAGCAGCAGGUAGUUUUCGAGGCGCGAGGCAUGUGGAUGACUUGCAGGACCAGCUCGGAAGACGGGUGCAUGGGUUUUGUGCACUGACGGAAACGGGGGCGGGGACACCGACUAUGGAGCCUGAAACUGUAGCUGCUGGUCGUUCCACACCAGGUGAUUUACAUCUCCCGAAGCUCGUGAAUCCCACCUCGGAAUUGGUGGAUUCUGUGUGCAAGAUUGUGGAAAGUCAGGGAUGGACUCCUGAAGCAAUCAAAGAAUUGGACGAAGCCAUGGAGGUCGUCUCUCCCCACCUGGUUUUGUUGAUAGUCAAGCGUAUUUCCGGUGAUGCGAUGCUAGCUUGGAACUUCUUUCGAUGGGCACGGCAGAAGUCCAGCAACCGAUUUAGUCUACGAGCCUACGCUGUUCUUCUGGAGUGCCUGGGACGCGCUAGAAACCUGGAGCUCGUGGAAGAGGUCAUGAAGUUGGUUGUGGAAGAUGGUCACAGAAAAAGCAUCUGGCCCUACAACAUUGUUUUGAAAUGCUUCGCCGACAAUGUGGACACGGCUCUUCAUUUCUGGGGUCUAAUGAAGCAGGUCGAAUGCCGGCCCACUGUGGUGACGUACACCAGAUUGAUAGACAUUCUUGUAAGACAUGGCCGGAUCGAGGCCGCUUCUGAGAUUUUCAAAGAGAUGCUGCAGGCCGGAUGCCCCCCGAACAUAAGCACGUACAACGUGCUGAUUCAUGCUUUUGGGGAAGCAGGUCAGCCAGAAGCUGCCCUCGACCUCUUCGACAAGCUUUCGGAGCUGGGUUGCAAGCCCAACUACUCCACUUUUCACACGCUGAUCGCCAUGCACGUCAAGGCCGGCAACAGAGAAGCUGCUCUCAAGUACUACAACAUGCUCAAAGACGCCGGACUCGAUGUAAGAGAUCACACUGACCAGGCAUUACGCGAGUCUCCGGUGGAUGGAAAAUCUUCCACUGAGGGUGAGGAGGCAGGAGAGGGAAUUGCUGGAGCUCUGAGUGCUCCCGCUGUUGCAGUUGAGGCCAGUCGGAUCCUGAGUGCAGGCGCCUUAGUCAAGUUGAUGGAAGAUGAACAUCCGAAUUCCAUCGGCGAUAAGCUAGACAAGGUCAACCCCCGAAUCUAUCCUCGACUUGUCGUCCAAGUUUUGCAGCGGGUCAAGAGCCCAGAAACUGCGUUGAAGUUCUUCGAUUGGGCCGGACGACAGCCGAAUUUUCAGCACAAUGAGUUCACUUACAGCAAGAUUAUCAGCAUCCUCGGAAGGAGCCUCGUAAACAGCGAAACGAUCGAUAGAAUUCUGACGGAUAUGCAACAACGGGGGAUCAAGAUCAACUCCCAAAUCUUCACCGCCCUCAUUACGUGCUAUGGGAGGGCGAAGUCCAUCGACGGUGCGCUGCAGCUCUUCCAGCAGAUGAAAGAGUGGGGAUGCACGCCCGACACCAUCACGUACACCAGUCUCAUCCACCUCUUAGCCAAGCAUGGCAGGCACGAGCACGCCACGGAAAUGUUCAAGGAGAUGCAGCAGGCUGGCUGUGCUCCGAAUGCCCUCACUUACUCUGUGAUAAUUUACAACCAUCUCAAGUCAGGACAAGUCACCGAAGCAUUGGAGCUGCUGACGAAGAUGCCGGAAUUGGGCUGCAAACCGACCUCGAUCACUUACGCCUCUCUCAUCCAUCACUGUGCCAAAAACGGUCAAGUGGACGUGGCCAAGGAACUCAUGGAAAGGAUGGAGAGCCAAGGACUUAAACCUUUGAGGGCAUCUGUGUCUGCUCUCGAUAGUGCGUUGAGGACAGCAGGCAGGGUGGAGGAGGCAGAAGCCAUCGACAGAAAACUCAAGCGGGAAAGGGUUUGGGACGACACGUACAGGGUUCCCACGGAAGAGGUGGCCCGAGAGCUGGUCUUCAAGCACUUCUUAGCUGGUCAGGCUGAAACCGCCCAAAGUUGAUGACUGCGAGGUGCAUUCUCUCGGCCAGACAUUUCUGCCGUCGUCUUGGAGUCGAAGCUCACCAAUCGGUGCCCAUCCGGAAAGGAGCAGUGCAGCCUCAUACAUUUUCUGUUGCGCUCAGCCGUCACUGUUCAACAACAAGAUGCUGGCUAGGAUUGUCAAAUGUGUCAUUCGUUGUUGAUAUAUGGUGCGCCUACGGGCAGAGGUAGAAGCUUUGUCCAAGAUGAUGAGUUCUACCACACACACGCUCAUACACAGACGUGGUUUACAAGUCAUUGAAGUAAGGUCGUCAGCGCCUUUCUGAAAAGGCGGUUGAAUAUCUUCUUUCCCACUUUCAGAAACUCGCCCGGGAUCGGAGUGCGAAGACUUUCUCCAGAGAACGCAUUAUAGAAUAUAAUCAGAUUCAACUGUUCUUCUGCUUCGUCAAACAAUGGAUACGAAGUCUCCUAUAUAGCUGAUCUGACACAUCGCUUGAAGAGGGUGGUCAGAUCGACGUUUCGCGAGUGCAGGCAACCUCACCGUCGAAAAGGUAGUGGACAAAGGGACGGUCCACUGCGGUACCAUCACAUUAGAGCGAGAGGAGAGAAUAUUUUUAUGGGGGAUAGACAACCGGGAAGUAUAGUACAAAAAGAAAGGGACGAGAGUUGCUGGUUCCAACUUUACUUACUGCCUUGUCUGAGAGGAUCCAAAGACUUCCCGACUGGAGUUUGCAAUAGCCAUGCUGUGGACGGUGCCGACGGUUCUACAAUCCCCAAAGAACGAACGCGAAAGGAGUGGCCAAGAAGAGAGGCCAAAAUGUGGAGGACAUUCCGACUGAGAAGAGUAGGCGUUUAUCGUUGUGUAGUAUUCUGAGGGUUGACGGUCCAAAUGUGGUAAAUGCACGUGGAUUAAGCCGUGUUUCUUAAGCACGCACACAAUUCACGAUCAGGAGGAUCAAGAGGAAGAGUGGACUCAAAACAGGGAGCACGCAAACGUUCACAGUUCCAAAUACAUGCUCAAGUGGACAGCAGCGUAACUGAAUUGCCGAAGGAGGCAGGGAAUAGUUUCAUAGAAUUUACGAUUUAAAACUGUAUUUUAGCAAGCAAGCAAGUCAUUGAUCCCAUCGCUCAACGUCGAGCUGGGAAGGCAUUGGCAAUAAAGUAAGGCUGGAAUUUGUAGAGACAGUAGAAACGGCUUGGGAGUAGUUAGUGUAUUCUUUACUUGGAAUAAGACCAAGAAUUUCACUUAUCGAGGGCAAACAGCAUAUCAUUUGUUCUUUUUAAGGCUUAUGGAUGGACACAAGGGAGAGAUAAUAAUGACGGGUAUGAACGCAGUCGAUUUACUCUAAGUGCAACCUUUCUAAGUGGAAAAUGCUGUUAGCCUGUUUGAAAAUCUUGGUCUUAUUCCACAUCAAAUAUAUACGGUUUAACUGGGG
Messenger RNA from Marchantia polymorpha subsp. ruderalis, 4013 nucleotides. The record is from the annotation of a GenBank genome assembly. Lineage: Eukaryota; Viridiplantae; Streptophyta; Marchantiopsida; Marchantiales; Marchantiaceae.